Messenger RNA from Anolis sagrei ordinatus, 4530 nucleotides. RefSeq names its product hexokinase-2. Gene Ontology annotation, biological process: glucose metabolic process; glucose 6-phosphate metabolic process; intracellular glucose homeostasis. The record is from RefSeq and is a predicted model, not a curated record. Gene Ontology annotation, molecular function: ATP binding; D-glucose binding; glucokinase activity. Lineage: Eukaryota; Metazoa; Chordata; Lepidosauria; Squamata; Anolidae. Gene Ontology annotation, cellular component: mitochondrion; cytosol.
UGCAUCUCUCUCUGCUUGCUCAGCCAGAACCAGGAUUAGAGGGCUCCCUGUCUGUCACAAUCCCGCGCUUCUCCACUUCUCUCUCUCUCUCUCUGGUGACCUCAGCCUCCCUUUUCCUCCUCCUCCUCCUUCUCAGCGCGGAUGCUCUUUCCACAUUCACUUCUUCCUCCUCCUCCACAGGUCCUUUAAGAGAGGACUCUAGCAUCAGAGCACAGAGAGCCACACUCCAUAGGCUUCUUUCUUGGGUCUUUAGUGGAGCAAAACAAGACCCAAAGCCAUGGCUGAAGGGUUCCAGGAGGAUGGAAAGGAGGGGGACAUCCUGGGACAGGUGGACACAUACCUCUACCACAUGCGGCUUUCAGAUGAGACGCUGCAGGACAUUUCAGACCGGUUCCGGAAGGAGAUGGAGAAGGGCCUGGGUGCCGACAGCAACCCAACUGCCUCCGUGAAGAUGCUGCCCACUUUUGUGAGGUCCACCCCCGAUGGGACAGAGGAAGGAGAAUUCCUGUCCUUGGAUCUGGGAGGAACCAACUUCCGGGUCUUGAGGGUCAAGGUGGCCGACAACGGGAGCAAGAAGGUCGAGAUGGAGAACCAAAUCUAUGCAAUUCCGGAGGACCUCAUGCGUGGAAGUGGAGCGCAGCUCUUUGACCACAUUGCGGAAUGUCUGGCCAGCUUCAUGGAGCAGCUGGAGAUCAAGGAGAAGAAGCUCCCGCUGGGCUUCACCUUCUCUUUUCCUUGCUACCAGACCAAACUGGACGAGAGCAUCCUUGUGAACUGGACCAAAGGGUUCAAGUCUAGUGGUGUGGAAGGCCGGGACGUGGUCUCCCUCCUGCGGAAAGCCAUCAGGAAGCGUGGGGACUUUGAUAUCGAUAUCGUUGCCGUGGUGAAUGAUACUGUUGGGACGAUGAUGACCUGUGGAUAUGACGACCACAACUGCGAAGUGGGGCUCAUUGUUGGCACUGGUUCCAAUGCUUGCUACAUGGAAGACAUGCGCCACAUCGACUUGGUGGAAGGUGACGAGGGGCGCAUGUGCAUCAACAUGGAGUGGGGUGCCUUCGGGGAUGAUGGGGCGCUUGAUGACAUCCGGACCGAGUUCGACCGGGAGAUCGACAUGGGAUCCCUCAACCCAGGAAGACAACUGUUUGAGAAGAUGAUCAGCGGCAUGUACAUGGGGGAGCUGGUGCGGAUCAUCCUGGUCAAGAUGGCCAAAGAGGAGCUGGUCUUCGACGGGAGGCUCACCCCGGACCUGCUGACCAGGGGCCACUUCGAGACCAGAUUCGUCUCCGCUAUUGAGAAGGAGAAGGAGGGCUUGUCCAAGGCCCGUGAGAUCCUGACCCAGCUGGGCCUGGACCCCACUCCAGAGGACUGCUUGGCCACGCAGCGUAUCUGCCAGGUGAUCUCCAUGCGCUCUGCCAACCUCUGCGGGGCCGCCCUCUGUGCUGUCCUUCGCCGCAUCAAGGAGAACAAGGGGCUAGACCGGCUGCGGACUACCGUGGGGGUGGACGGCACCGUCUACAAGAAGCACCCCCACUUUGCUCGCCGGCUGCAGAAAGUGGUGCGGCGCCUGCUUCCAGACUGUGAGGUGCGCUUCAUCCGCUCAGAGGACGGGAGUGGGAAGGGGGCAGCCAUGGUGACGGCAGUGGCCUACCGGCUUGCGGCCCAACGAAAGGUCCGACAGGAGAUCCUGGACCCAUUGUGCUUGAGCCAUGAGCAGCUGAUGGAGGUCAAGCGCCGCAUGCGGCAGGAGAUGGAGCGCGGCCUGGCCCUGGAGAGCCACUCCGAAGCCACCGUCAAGAUGCUGCCCUCCUAUGUCUGCUCUACCCCAGAUGGCACCGAAAAGGGGGAUUUCCUGGCCCUGGACCUCGGGGGCACCAACUUCCGGGUGCUGCUGGUGAGGAUCCGCAGUGGGAUCCGGCGGAGUGUGGAGAUGCACAACAAGAUCUAUGCCAUCCCACAGGAUAUCAUGCAAGGGACCGGGGAGGAGCUCUUUGACCACAUUGUGCACUGCAUUGCGGACUUCCUGGAGUACAUGGGCAUGAAAGGCGCCUCCCUCCCGCUGGGCUUCACCUUCUCCUUCCCGUGCCACCAGACCAGCCUCGACAAGGGAAUCCUCCUGAAGUGGACCAAAGGCUUCAGCGCGACGGGAUGUGAAGGGAAUGACGUGGCCGAGCUGCUCAAGGAAGCCAUCCACAGGAGAGAGGAGUUUGACCUCGAUGUGGUGGCGGUGGUCAAUGACACGGUGGGCACCAUGAUGACCUGUGGCUAUGAAGACCCUCUGUGCGAAGUUGGGCUGAUUGUUGGCACCGGUUCCAAUGCUUGCUACAUGGAGGAGAUGAAGAACGUGGCGCUGGUGGAGGGUGACGAGGGGCGCAUGUGCAUCAACAUGGAGUGGGGUGCCUUCGGGGACAGCGGCUGCCUGGACGACAUCCGGACAGAGUUCGACGUGGCUGUCGACGACAACUCCUUGAACCCAGGGAAGCAGAGGUAUGAGAAAAUGAUCAGUGGCAUGUACUUGGGUGAGAUUGUCCGCAACAUCCUGAUCAAUUUCACCAAGCGUGGGCUGCUCUUCCGUGGGCGGAUCUCCGAGCGCCUGAAGACCCGGGGCAUCUUCGAGACCAAAUUCCUAUCUCAGAUUGAGAGUGACCGACUGGCCUUGCUUCAGGUGCGCGCCAUUCUGCAGCACCUGGGCCUAGAGAGCACCUGUGACGACAGCAUCAUUGUGAAGGAAGUCUGUGCCGUUGUGGCCCGGAGGGCAGCCCAGCUCUGUGGAGCGGGGAUGGCGGCCGUGGUAGACAAGAUCCGGGAGAACCGCGGCCUGGACUUCUUCAGGGUCACCGUUGGGGUGGACGGCACCCUCUACAAGCUCCACCCGCACUUCUCGGCUGUCAUGCAUGAAACGGUGCGCAAGCUGGCUCCGAAGUGCGAGGUGAGCUUCCUUCAGUCCGAAGAUGGCAGCGGCAAAGGGGCGGCGCUCAUCACGGCCGUGGCUUGCCGCAUCCGCGAGGCCGGCCAGCACUAGCCCCUCCUCCCUCCCUCCUUCCCUCGGGGUCGCCUUUCCCCCGCUUUGCAGGGACCCCCUCCCCCACCCCUUAAGCUCCUCUGCAUGCCCCGCAAAGGGCACAUCCCUUGCUGUAGGAUGUCCCCACGCGAUGUCUCCCACUGAUGUGGCGCCAGAAGAAGAAAAUGCAAAACUCUUUGGAGAAUGGAGUUGGGAAGAUCAGGGUGGCGUUUCCAUGACAUCUCUUUCGCAAAGGCAUGCAUCCACAUGGCAUGGUUAGACCAUUUUGAUACUCCAUCCUCUGUUUGCAAUUUGGGGAGGAGCUUUCAUCCCAGAAGCCAAAGGGCUCUUCUGAAAUGGCAAAUUCCAGGCUCCUUGGUCGCCCAGUGCUGUGAAUGUGUAGCAUAGAUAUAGCCAGGAAAACACAAAGGAAGAAGAGCAAGCCUCUUUGGAGAAUGGGCUUGCAAGAUCAAAGUGGGGCUUCAAUGCAAAGCCAUGCCCUCUCUUACAUUAAAAGGGUGGGCAAAUGCUCAUUUCAGGGAUGGAAAUGCAUAGAGGGGCACUUGGGAGGGAUUGCACCCGUAUUAGACAGUUACGCCGCUUUGGUACUGCCUUCAUUGGGCUUGGAAGGCCAAGGACAAACAGUCAUAGCCUCUCAUUAUUCAAGACAAGGUGCAUAUACACUGCACACUGCAGCCAAUUCGAUACUGUGGUCAUCAAUUCAAUUCUAGCGUUUAGGACUUAGAAUCCCAUCCCAGUCAUCCACCCUAUUGAAUCAGUGCAGCUUUUCGCCCCUUGAAAAGCCGCAGCUCAGUGCUAUGGGGUCCAUCCAUGGGAGCUCCAGUUUGGCAGAGAAGGCGACAGGCCCAGGCCUGUUGCCCAGGGGUCCUCAAACUACAACUCCCAUGAUUCCAUGGCAGUUCAAAUGCGACAGAGUGGAUGUUGUUGCCUUGGAGAAUGCCCAAGCCCCUCUUCUCAAACUGCAAAUCCCCAAACUCUGCAAAAUGGCAGUCGAAGCAGCAUCAAAGUGCUAUAGAUGUCUAGUACAGACUAGAUUAGGAUAUUUGCACAGAGUGCUCUCUGUACUUCCUACAAGGGAGGAUGGGACGCAUUGCUUUCCAAUGGGGAGUCAAGCCAGGACUUUGAAAAUUGGAAUUCCCAUCUCUUGGGGUUCUAGAGACCGAAGUCCAAGGUUCUAGAGACUGCAUUCCAAGUAUCCCUGACACCAUCCACUUUGCAGAAUUGUACCCGUUUGAGACCCCUUGAACUGGAAUCCUGGGGUUUGUAGUUUGUUGUGGCAACAAGGUCUCAGGGAGGGAAUGCUGAACAUUCCAACAAACUACAAACCCCGUAGCAGUUAAAGUGGUGCCAAAUGUGACAUCAAUUCUGAGGUGCGGAUGCAGCCAUUGUGGAAUGGAUUGAAUGACAGUUGGAUGAAUGGACAUGUGCCUGGAAAGGGAGUGGGGGAAUUGGACCAUUUCCCACCUCCUCCUCCUUCCCUUGUAAGUGCAAAUAUAUCUUGCAUUUGUGUG